Strongylocentrotus purpuratus (purple sea urchin) is the source of this 675-nucleotide messenger RNA. RefSeq lists its product as uncharacterized. Bases 173 to 589 code for a protein of 138 amino acids. The record is from RefSeq and is a predicted model, not a curated record. The transcript has 4 exons. NCBI's taxonomy places the organism in Eukaryota, Metazoa, Echinodermata, Echinoidea, Camarodonta, Strongylocentrotidae.
GUGCUGUUUCUUUAUUACAGGACUAAAUAAGGUACUAGUCACCAAUGACAGAACUUCAAAUGACAGAACUUCAAAUGCCGAACAUCCAUCUAUAAGUACUCCUAGAACUACUAAGUCCACAGGAGCUGCCAGAAAUUCCACAUCGGAGGAAAGUUCACCCCUGACUGCCGCCAUGACAAGGAUGUUUGCUGCCUUGGAGGCCAUAAAGCAAAAACAGGAUAAGCAAGAGCAGAUGCUGUCACAAGUACUGCAAUUGCUUGCUGAGGCAAGUUUGGGAGGAUUACGCACAGCUGCUGAUGAGGAGGAGGCCGGGCUUCCAAACCUUCCCAGCAGCUCAUUCGAGGAACUAGUUCGGCUGAACGAAAUAGUUCAAGAUCCCGCGGCAAAAAAGAAGCUGGUACGUUCCCUCAGCCUCGUAGGGGGUAAAAAUCUUCAAGCUGUCAUUCGAAAUGUUUGCAGAAAAAUCAUUGACAAUGAACUUGCCAAGAAAAUGAACCUUACAGGUUCUAAGGGCAAGCAGGGUCUGUCUGUCCACAGCUCACUUCUUGCUGUAAUGACAAGUAAGAUAUUUGUUUACUUUUGUACAUAAAUUAUCAGUUAGGGAUUAGUAUAUACACACAAAACGGGAACAAUGUACUUCCCAUUAUAUAAUCCACAAUGCAUAACGCCAUGUUG